UCCUUUACAAAAAGGAAGGGUACUGUACCAGAAAAAGCACGGCCGUUGAUUUCGUUUAUGAACCGUUUGAGAUUUGCUUACGAAACUGGCUCACCUAUUUGAUGUUGUGAACACACUUUAGCAAUGAGUUAAAACAGUUGAAAAGUGAUUAAAAUCAUCAAGCCAGGAUUGCUUUUGUUUUAAUAGCAUCAUAGUACUCGCCAUUUUUGAGCUAAUUUUAGGCUAACGAGUACGUUGAUCAUUGGAAAUGAAAAUUAUGAAUCAGUUAACUAAACCUACUGCAGAUCUUGCAGUUUUCUUGUUGAUAUUUGCUUUACUGAAUGAAGCCAGCUCCACUACCACCAAGCAUUACAUAGUAUAUAUGGGAGAACACUCUUUUUCUGAUUCCGACUCUGUAAUCUCAUCAAACCAUGAGAUGCUUGCAUCAAUUACUGGAAGCAUUCCUCAAGCGGAAGAUGCAGCAAUUCACCAUUACAGUAAGAGCUUUAGAGGCUUCUCAGCAAUACUGACACCAGAACAAGCGCAAAAACUUUCCGAGACAGAAUCGGUUAUUUCAGUUUUUGAAAGUACAGCGGUCCCUCUCCAUACUACUCAUUCAUGGGAAUUCCUCGGAAUCAAUGCUAUUCAAGAACUCAAUCAGUCGAUGCCAGACGAGCCACAAUCCGAUGUGAUAGUUGGCGUACUUGAUACCGGAGUUUGGCCCGAGUCAGAGAGCUUCAAUGAUGAAGGCUUAGGGCCUAUUCCUAAGAGAUUUAAAGGAGAAUGUAUUAUUGGAGAUCAGUUUACAGUUCAGAACUGCAACAGGAAAAUAAUCGGUGCUCGGUACUAUUAUGAAGGAUUUGAAGCAGAAUUCGGACCUCUUGAAUCUCGGAAUAGAACUUUCAUCCGAUCAGUACGUGAUACCGAGGGCCAUGGAACUCAUGUUGCAUCAACAAUUGCUGGUUCAUUGGUCAAUAAUGCGAGCUUAUUUGGGAUUGCUAUAGGAACUGCGAGAGGUGGUUCACCGAAUGCUAGACUAGCCAUAUACAAACCAUGUUGGUUCAGCUUUUGUAAUGGUGCAGACGUACUUAGCGCUCUUGAUGAUGCCAUUGAGGAUGGCGUCGAUGUCAUAUCUCUUUCUUUAGGACCUCCUCCAACCAGUUACUUCUCAGAUGUGAUCUCCAUUGGAUCUUUCCAUGCAUUCAAGAAAGGAAUUCUUGUUUCUGCUUCAGCAGGAAAUUCUGGAACUCCUGGUACUGCAUGUAACGUUCCUCCCUGGAUUCUCACUGUCGCUGCUAGCUCAACCGAUCGCGAACUUAACUCAAAUGUUCUUCUAGGAAAUUCAAAAGUUUUGAAGGGUUCGUCAAUCAACUCAUUGAAAAUGGAGACUAAAUCUUACGGAAUUAUAACGGCAUCUGCUGCAGCUGCAAAAGGAGUUCCUGCAAGAAACGCAAGCUUAUGCAUGAUCAACACCCUUGAUCCUAAUUUGAUCAAGGGGAAAAUAGUUGUAUGCACGGCGGGGGAUUUCACCGACGCGAGAAUUCGUAAAAGUAUUGUCAUAAGACAAGGUGGUGGUGCAGGAAUGAUUCUCAUCGAUCCAAUAUUUGCAAAUGAUGUCGGCUUUCAAUUCUUCACCCCGACUAUUCUUAUAGGUGAAACAGAAGCAGAAGUUCUAUUUGAAUACCUAAACACAACAAAGAAUCCAACUGCGAAGUUCUACCCAACGAUGACAGUUCUCAACACUAGACCGGCUCCAGUAAUGGCAUCCUUUUCAUCAAUGGGACCUAAUAUUCUCACUCCAGAGAUUAUCAAACCUGAUAUCACGGCGCCUGGUGUUAAUAUUUUAGCUGCGUGGUCUCCAUUAGCAGUUGAUGCAGAGGGAUCGGUUAACUAUUACAUUAUUUCCGGCACCUCCAUGUCCUGUCCACACAUUUCCGGAGUUGCGGCUUUCAUUAAAAGUCGCCGCCCUGCUUGGAGUCCUUCUGCUAUAAAAUCAGCAAUAAUGACCACAGCUACUGUGAUGGAUAAUACAUGGAAAUUGAUAUCAAAAGAUCCAAAUGGUUCUCCAACGACACCAUUCGACUACGGAUCUGGACACGUAAAUCCUCUAGCAGCACUAGAUCCUGGCCUUAUUUAUGACUUCGGCCCCGACGACAUAAUCGACUUCAUCUGUACUUAUGGUGCCACCGCUGCACAAUUCCGGAAUCUCACUACAGAACCAAUCACGUGCAAGAAUCCGCCAAUUCCUACUUACAAUCUCAACUAUCCUUCAAUUGGUGUAACCAAUAUGAACGGGACUGUAACAGUGUUACGAACGGCAACAUAUUGGGGUCAUGGCUCAGCAGUUUUUACAGCCUCCGUUGAGAAUCCGGCAGGUGUGGAAGUUUUUGUGAAACCAAAUGAGCUCAUGUUUAAAGAAACUGGAGAAAAAUUGUCUUAUGAAGUUGAAUUUACAGCAUACAGGACUAGUAACGGAAGUUUUGUGUUUGGUUCCAUAAUUUGGAAGAAUGGUGCAUACAAAGUCAGGAGUCCCAUUGGAUUAAACGUGACUUCAAUCUAGUAAUUAAAUAGCUAGAAUUUCAUUUCUAUUAAACGUGUAAUUAAGGCCAUUAAGUGGCCGCCGUUUGCUUAUAUAAAUAAAACUUUGUAACUAGAGAUAAACUCAAGAGAAAUGAAAUCAGCAGAACAUAUAGGUCGCUUUCGAA
Messenger RNA from Papaver somniferum (opium poppy), 2684 nucleotides. Its product is annotated as subtilisin-like protease SBT5.3. The record is from RefSeq and is a predicted model, not a curated record. Gene Ontology annotation, biological process: proteolysis. The coding region runs from base 248 to 2539 and encodes 763 amino acids. NCBI's taxonomy places the organism in Eukaryota, Viridiplantae, Streptophyta, Magnoliopsida, Ranunculales, Papaveraceae. The transcript has 11 exons. Gene Ontology annotation, molecular function: serine-type endopeptidase activity.